GCUCUCUCUUCAGAUUUCAUUUCACCAAAAACCAGACCCCAAAAGGGAAAGAAGAAAAAAGAAGGAAAGAAGCAAAAAUUCAAAAAGCGGAUCUAACAGUAACAGAACAACAAAGAAAGAGAAAGAAAAGAAGAAUCAAACAUAGGUUCGUGCGAUUCUCCUUCCCUUCGACGAUUGAAAAUGUCCGGUCGCCACGAAAAAGAGAAAGGCGUCAACGUUCAAGUCCUCCUCCGUUGCAGGCCGUUUAGCGAAGAGGAGUUGAGGAACAAUGCGCCGCAAGUGGUGACGUGUAAUGAGUACGUAAGAGAAGUCGCCGUUUCUCAGAACAUCGCCGGCAAACAUAUCGAUAGAGUUUUCACUUUCGAUAAGGUAUUUGGGCCUUCAGCCCAACAAAAAGAUCUAUAUGAACAAGCAGUGGUUCCAAUUGUGAAUGAAGUUUUAGAAGGUUUUAAUUGUACUAUUUUUGCUUACGGUCAAACUGGUACGGGGAAAACUUACACUAUGGAAGGUGAAUGCAAAAGGGCAAAGACGGGCCCUAAUGGCGAAUUGCCAGCAGAGGCAGGGGUCAUACCAAGAGCUGUUAAACAGAUAUUUGACACAUUGGAGAGUCAGAAUGCGGAGUACAGUGUGAAAGUUACGUUUUUGGAACUGUAUAAUGAAGAGAUUACUGAUUUGCUUGCACCUGAAGAAAUUUCAAAAGUUGCUUUGGAGGAGAAACAGAAGAAGCAGCUGCCGCUUAUGGAAGAUGGGAAAGGUGGAGUUCUUGUCAGAGGAUUAGAGGAAGAAAUUGUUACAAGUGCUAGUGAGAUAUUUACUCUGCUUGAAAGAGGGUCUGCUAAGCGUCGGACUGCUGAAACUUUGUUGAAUAAGCAGUCGAGUCGAUCGCAUUCUCUAUUUUCUAUUACAAUUCAUAUUAAGGAAGCUACACCAGAAGGUGAAGAGCUAAUAAAGUGUGGGAAGCUGAAUUUGGUUGAUUUAGCUGGCUCGGAAAAUAUAUCUCGCUCUGGUGCUAGGGAUGGUCGUGCAAGAGAAGCUGGUGAAAUUAAUAAAAGUUUACUUACUUUAGGACGAGUUAUAAAUGCUCUUGUGGAGCAUCUUGGGCAUAUUCCAUACAGGGAUAGCAAGCUUACUCGGUUACUUCGUGAUUCACUUGGGGGAAGAACAAAGACUUGCAUUAUAGCCACAGUUUCUCCUGCUGUCCAUUGUCUGGAGGAGACUCUAAGUACACUGGAUUAUGCACACAGGGCAAAGAAUAUCAAAAAUAAGCCUGAGGUUAACCAAAAAAUGAUGAAAUCAACUCUUAUAAAGGACCUCUAUGGUGAAAUUGAACGGCUAAAGGCAGAGGUGUAUGCUGCUCGUGAGAAAAAUGGUGUUUAUAUUCCAAAGGAGCGAUAUUACCAGGAGGAGAGUGAAAGGAAGGCAAUGGCUGAUCAGAUUGAACAAAUGGGGGUCCUUCUUGAAACCCAUCAGAAGCAACUUGAGGAAUUGCAAGAUAAAUAUGUUGCCCAAGUUCGACAGUGCUCUGAUUUGAGUGGAAAACUUGAGACGACUGAGAAAAACUUGAAUGAAACUAGCAAAUUGCUUGCCAACUCUGAAGAAGAAUUGAAGAAGUGUCGCUAUGUGUUGAGGGAGAAAGAAUAUAUCAUAUCUGAACAGAAAAAAGCAGAAAAUGCUCUAGCACAUCAAGCUUGUGUUUUAAGGUCUGACUUGGAGAAAGCACUUAAGGAUAAUGCUUCAUUGUUCCUAAAAAUUGGAAGGGAAGACAAACUGAAUGCUGAUAAUAGAGUAGUGGUUAACAACUUUCAAUUAGAACUAGCCCAACAAAUUGGUUCUCUUUGCAACCUGGUGGCCUCGUCAGUGUCUCGGCAAAAUGAACACCUUCAGAGUGUUGAGAAACUCUGUCAUUCUUUUAUGAAUAUACAUGAUAAGGCAAUCUUGGAUAUGAGGAAAAAGGUGACUGCUGCAAGGGCUUUGCAUGUUUCCCAUGUGGAGGCAGUCCAAAAUGUUGUGCGAUUGCACAAGGCUAGCUCCAAUGCUGCCUUAGAGGAAAUUUCAACUCUGGCUUUUUCGAAUGCACAUUCUAUUGAAGAGUUCCUUUUGUCUGAGGCCAGCAAAGCAGCUUCAAUGUUUGAUGAUCUUCAGGGUACUCUUGCAACUCAUCAGGGAGAAAUGGCUCUCUUUGCAAGGGAACUACGACAGAGAUUCCAUGUUAGUAUCGAGCAAACAAAGGACAUUUCUGAUUACACUAAUGAAAUUCUUGAUAAGCUUUCCGAAGAGUCUGUGAGGGUUCAGAAUCAUGCGGUCCAAGCUGAUGAAGUUCAAAUGAAGAGCAUUAUUUGCUUUCAGAAGGCUUAUGAGGAGCAAUCAAAAUGUGAUGCAGAGAAGCUUAUUGCUGAUAUGACAAAUCUUGUGUACAACCAUGUUCGUCGGCAGAAAGAGCUGGUGGAUGAAAGGCUUGUAAAUUUUAGAGAAAGUGUUGUUGCAAGCAAAACAUUCUUGGAUGGACACGUUUCCUCCAUGGAGUGUAUUACGACAGAUGCAAAACGAAAAUGGCAAGAAUUUGCUAUGCAAGCAGAGAAUGAGGCUAAAGACAGUGCUGAUUACUCAGCUGCCAAACAUUGUCGUAUGGAGGCACUCCUGCAGCAAUGUGUGUCUACUGCUGAAUCUGCGUUCAAGCAUUGCAAACAUACUCAGGAAUCGGUGAAUGAGAUGGGUAGUAAACAUGUUUCAGAUAUAACAUCACUCAUCAGGAACGCUUCUGAUACCAAUGAGCAGCAUGAUGCUGAGGUUGAUAGUGCAAGGGUUGCAGCUGAGCAAGAUGGUCUGAAGAAUAUUGAGGAUACCAUUCACUACAUUGAUAGUGUGUCAGAGCAGGAACAAGGAAUUACGUCUGGAAUCUUGGACACUGUUAAAGCUCAUGGUAAAAGCAUGGAGGUAUUCCAGGAUGAUCAUUCAAGACAAGCUACGUCCAUCAGGCAGAGAGCAGAAGAAACAUUCCAGCAGAGAUACAUGGAUUACGAGGCAAGUGGGACGACGCCAACAAGAAGCGAACAAGAUGUUCCGAGCAAGGGGAGUAUAGAAUCACUACGAGCCAUGCCAAUGGAAGCUCUGGUUGAGGAAUUUCGUGAAAACAAUUCGUACGAAUCAUUUGAGCCAAAGGAAUUAAAGGCAUCACUAAUACCACGGUCACCCCUUUCACAAAUCAACUAAUACUGGUGGCCUUGCUCCCUUCAUAUGUUCUUCUGCAAAUUAUAUUUGUAUUUGUAUCAUUAGUGUAAACUGUUAUUAUCGUCUUGGGGAGAUUGUAACGAUGCAGCAGUUGGCGGUGGAAGGUGUAUUGCAUGUCUCAGGAUGGAUUCAGUAAGAAUAAUCCUUUCUCAGGAUUUAUAAUCUUUAGCUUGGAUGGAGGAGUGUAAAUUGAGACAAAACCCCUCGGGUUUAAGUUUUAUUCAUAAUUCUUGGGACAUUGCUUUUUCUUGAGCA
Messenger RNA from Theobroma umbraticum, 3483 nucleotides. RefSeq names its product P-loop containing nucleoside triphosphate hydrolases superfamily protein. The record is from RefSeq and is a predicted model, not a curated record. NCBI's taxonomy places the organism in Eukaryota, Viridiplantae, Streptophyta, Magnoliopsida, Malvales, Malvaceae. Gene Ontology annotation, biological process: mitotic spindle assembly; spindle elongation; microtubule-based movement. Gene Ontology annotation, cellular component: spindle microtubule; mitotic spindle. Gene Ontology annotation, molecular function: microtubule binding; ATP binding; plus-end-directed microtubule motor activity.